Thyridium curvatum is the source of this 1353-nucleotide messenger RNA. RefSeq lists its product as uncharacterized. Gene Ontology annotation, molecular function: structural constituent of cytoskeleton; GTP binding. The transcript is spliced from 7 exons. Gene Ontology annotation, biological process: microtubule cytoskeleton organization; nuclear division; mitotic cell cycle. Bases 1 to 1353 code for a protein of 450 amino acids. Lineage: Eukaryota; Fungi; Ascomycota; Sordariomycetes; Thyridiales; Thyridiaceae. The record is from RefSeq and is a predicted model, not a curated record. Gene Ontology annotation, cellular component: cytoplasm; nucleus; spindle.
AUGCGUGAGAUCAUCAGCAUCAACGUCGGUCAGGCCGGUUGCCAGAUUGCCAACUCCUGCUGGGAGCUGUAUUGCCUCGAGCAUGGCAUCCAGCCCGAUGGUUACCUUACCGAGGAGCGCAAGGCCGCCGAGCCCGACCACGGCUUCAGCACUUUCUUCACCGAGACUGGCAACGGCAAGUACGUCCCGCGAACCAUCUACUGCGAUCUCGAGCCCAACGUUGUCGACGAGGUCCGCACCGGAGCCUACCGGAGCCUUUUCCACCCCGAGCAGAUGAUCACUGGCAAGGAGGAUGCAUCCAACAACUAUGCUCGUGGCCACUACACAGUCGGUAAGGAGCUGAUUGACCAGGUCCUGGACAAGGUUCGCCGUGUCGCCGACAGCUGUGCCGGCCUGCAGGGCUUCCUCGUCUUCCACUCCUUUGGUGGCGGUACCGGUUCCGGUUUUGGUGCUCUCCUGAUGGAGCGCCUUUCCGUCGACUACGGCAAGAAGAGCAAGCUCGAGUUCUGCAUCUACCCGGCCCCUCAGACCGCGACCUCCGUCGUCGAGCCUUACAACUCGAUCCUGACGACCCACACCACCCUUGAGCACGCCGACUGCUCUUUCAUGGUCGACAACGAUGCCAUUUAUGACAUCUGCCGCCGCAACCUUGGCCUCGAGCGUCCCAACUACGAGAACCUGAACCGCCUGAUUGCCCAGGUUGUCUCCUCCAUCACCGCCUCCCUGCGAUUCGAUGGAUCUCUCAACGUCGAUCUGAACGAGUUCCAGACGAACCUGGUUCCCUACCCUCGCAUCCACUUCCCUCUCGUCGCCUACUCGCCGGUCAUCUCGGCAGCCAAGGCUGCGCACGAGGUCAACUCUGUCCAGGAGAUCACCAUGUCCUGCUUCGAGCCUAACAACCAGAUGGUCAAGUGUGACCCCCGACACGGAAAGUACAUGGCCACCUGCUUGCUGUACCGUGGCGACGUCGUCCCCAAGGACGCCCAUGCUGCUGUUGCAACCCUCAAGACCAAGCGCACCAUUCAGUUCGUUGACUGGUGCCCUACUGGCUUCAAGCUGGGUAUCUGCUUCCAGCCCCCCGAGAACGUUCCCAACGGAGACCUGGCCAAGGUCAACCGCGCAGUGUGCAUGCUCUCCAACACCACCGCCAUUGCCGAGGCCUGGUCCGCCCUUUCCUCCAAGUUCGAUCUCAUGUACUCGAAGCGUGCCUUCGUCCACUGGUACGUCGGCGAGGGUAUGGAGGAGGGCGAGUUCUCGGAGGCUCGCGAGGAUCUUGCUGCUUUGGAGCGCGAUUACGAGGAGGUCGCUACCGACUCGCUGGAGGGCGACGAUGGCCUCGAGGCUGAGUACUAG